Messenger RNA from Phacochoerus africanus (Common warthog), 4326 nucleotides. RefSeq names its product exportin 1 (gene XPO1). Bases 175 to 3390 code for a protein of 1071 amino acids. NCBI's taxonomy places the organism in Eukaryota, Metazoa, Chordata, Mammalia, Artiodactyla, Suidae. Gene Ontology annotation, cellular component: cytoplasm; nucleus. Gene Ontology annotation, molecular function: nuclear export signal receptor activity; small GTPase binding. The transcript has 25 exons. Gene Ontology annotation, biological process: ribosomal large subunit export from nucleus; protein export from nucleus; ribosomal small subunit export from nucleus. The record is from RefSeq and is a predicted model, not a curated record.
GCUUUUUUUUUUUUUUGCCCUUAUCGCCUUCGUUUUUUUAAAUUUCUUUUUUUAAGGUGGGGAAACUGUGAAACCCACCUUGAUUUCCUCCCCUCUUCCCCCCCUCCCCAUCUUCCCUCGCCCUAAUCCCCCGACAAGGAAGGAAGAAGCAGUUGGUUCAAUCUCUGGUAAUCUAUGCCAGCAAUUAUGACAAUGUUAGCAGACCAUGCAGCUCGCCAGCUGCUUGAUUUCAGCCAAAAACUGGAUAUCAACCUUUUAGACAAUGUGGUGAAUUGCUUAUACCAUGGAGAAGGAGCCCAGCAAAGAAUGGCUCAAGAAGUACUGACACAUUUAAAGGAGCAUCCUGAUGCAUGGACAAGAGUCGACACAAUUUUGGAAUUUUCACAGAAUAUGAACACGAAAUAUUAUGGACUACAAAUUUUGGAAAAUGUGAUAAAAACAAGGUGGAAGAUUCUUCCGAGGAACCAAUGCGAAGGAAUAAAAAAAUAUGUUGUUGGCCUCAUUAUCAAGACGUCAUCUGACCCAACUUGUGUAGAGAAGGAAAAGGUAUAUAUCGGGAAAUUAAAUAUGAUUCUUGUUCAGAUAUUGAAACAAGAAUGGCCAAAACACUGGCCAACUUUUAUCAGUGACAUUGUUGGAGCAAGUAGGACCAGUGAAAGUCUCUGUCAGAAUAAUAUGGUGAUUCUGAAACUCUUGAGUGAAGAAGUAUUUGAUUUCUCUAGUGGACAGAUAACCCAAGUGAAAGCUAAGCAUUUAAAAGACAGCAUGUGCAAUGAAUUCUCACAAAUUUUUCAGCUGUGUCAGUUUGUGAUGGAAAAUUCCCAAAAUGCUCCACUUGUACAUGCAACUUUGGAAACAUUGCUCAGAUUUCUUAACUGGAUUCCACUUGGAUAUAUUUUUGAGACCAAGUUAAUCAGCACAUUAAUUUAUAAGUUCCUGAAUGUUCCAAUGUUUCGAAAUGUCUCUCUGAAGUGCCUCACGGAGAUUGCUGGUGUGAGUGUAAGCCAGUAUGAGGAACAGUUUGUAACACUAUUUACACUGACAAUGAUGCAGCUAAAACAGAUGCUUCCUUUAAAUACCAAUAUUCGGCUUGCAUACUCAAAUGGAAAGGAUGAUGAACAGAACUUUAUUCAAAAUCUCAGUUUGUUUCUCUGUACCUUUCUUAAAGAACACGGUCAACUUAUAGAAAAAAGAUUAAAUCUCAGGGAAACACUCAUGGAGGCCCUUCAUUAUAUGUUAUUGGUGUCUGAAGUAGAGGAAACUGAAAUCUUUAAGAUUUGUCUUGAGUACUGGAAUCAUCUGGCAGCUGAACUCUAUAGAGAGAGCCCAUUCUCAACAUCUGCCUCUCCAUUGCUAUCUGGAAGUCAACAUUUUGAUGUUCCUCCCAGAAGACAGCUGUAUUUGCCUGUAUUAUCCAAGGUCCGUUUAUUGAUGGUUAGUCGAAUGGCUAAGCCAGAGGAAGUAUUGGUUGUAGAAAAUGAUCAGGGAGAAGUUGUAAGAGAAUUCAUGAAGGAUACAGAUUCCAUAAAUUUAUAUAAGAAUAUGAGAGAAACAUUAGUUUAUCUUACUCAUCUGGAUUAUGCAGAUACAGAAAGAAUAAUGACUGAGAAGCUUCACAAUCAAGUGAAUGGUACAGAGUGGUCAUGGAAAAAUUUGAAUACAUUGUGUUGGGCAAUAGGCUCCAUUAGUGGAGCAAUGCAUGAAGAGGAUGAAAAACGAUUUCUUGUCACUGUUAUAAAGGAUCUAUUAGGAUUAUGUGAACAGAAAAGAGGCAAAGAUAAUAAAGCUAUUAUUGCAUCAAAUAUCAUGUAUAUAGUAGGUCAAUAUCCACGAUUUUUAAGAGCUCACUGGAAAUUUUUGAAGACAGUAGUUAACAAGCUUUUUGAAUUCAUGCAUGAGACCCAUGAUGGAGUCCAGGACAUGGCUUGUGAUACUUUCAUUAAAAUAGCUCAGAAAUGCCGCAGGCAUUUUGUUCAGGUUCAGGUUGGAGAAGUAAUGCCAUUUAUUGAUGAGAUCUUGAACAACAUUAACACUAUAAUUUGUGAUCUUCAGCCACAACAGGUCCAUACAUUUUAUGAAGCUGUGGGGUACAUGAUUGGUGCACAGACAGACCAAACAGUACAAGAACAUUUGAUAGAAAAAUACAUGCUACUUCCUAAUCAAGUUUGGGAUAGCAUAAUCCAGCAAGCAACCAAAAAUGUGGACAUACUUAAAGAUCCUGAAACAGUCAAGCAACUUGGUAGCAUAUUGAAAACAAAUGUGAGAGCCUGCAAAGCGGUUGGACACCCCUUUGUGAUUCAGCUUGGGAGAAUUUAUUUAGAUAUGCUUAAUGUAUACAAGUGCCUCAGUGAAAAUAUUUCUGCAGCUAUCCAGGCUAAUGGUGAGAUGGUUACAAAGCAACCAUUGAUUAGAAGUAUGCGAACAGUAAAAAGGGAAACUUUAAAGUUAAUAUCUGGUUGGGUGAGCCGGUCCAAUGAUCCACAGAUGGUAGCUGAAAAUUUUGUUCCUCCUCUGUUGGAUGCCGUUCUCAUUGAUUAUCAGAGAAAUGUCCCAGCUGCUAGAGAACCAGAAGUGCUCAGUACUAUGGCUAUUAUUGUCAACAAGUUAGGAGGACAUAUAACAGCUGAAAUACCUCAAAUAUUUGAUGCUGUUUUUGAAUGCACAUUGAAUAUGAUAAAUAAGGACUUCGAAGAAUAUCCUGAACACAGAACGAACUUUUUCUUGCUGCUUCAGGCUGUCAAUUCUCAUUGUUUCCCAGCAUUCCUGGCUAUUCCACCUGCACAAUUUAAACUUGUUUUGGAUUCCAUUAUAUGGGCUUUCAAACAUACUAUGAGGAAUGUAGCAGAUACAGGCUUACAGAUCCUUUUUACACUCUUACAAAAUGUUGCACAAGAAGAAGCUGCAGCUCAGAGUUUCUAUCAGACUUAUUUUUGUGAUAUUCUUCAGCACAUCUUUUCUGUUGUCACAGACACCUCACAUACUGCUGGUCUGACAAUGCAUGCAUCUAUCCUUGCAUAUAUGUUUAAUUUGGUCGAAGAAGGAAAAAUUAGUACACCAUUAAAUCCUGGAAAUCCAGUAAACAACCAAAUGUUUAUUCAGGAAUACGUGGCUAAUCUUCUUAAAUCUGCAUUCCCUCAUCUACAAGAUGCUCAAGUAAAGCUCUUCGUGACAGGACUUUUCAGCUUAAAUCAGGAUAUUCCGGCAUUCAAGGAACAUCUGAGGGAUUUUCUGGUACAAAUAAAAGAGUUUGCAGGUGAAGAUACAUCUGAUCUCUUUUUGGAAGAAAGAGAAACAGCCCUUCGACAGGCUCAGGAAGAGAAACAUAAACUUCAAAUGUCUGUCCCUGGCAUCCUUAAUCCACAUGAAAUUCCAGAAGAAAUGUGUGAUUAAAAUCGGAAGUCAUGCUGGGUUUUUCUUGGGUUUUUUUUUUUUUCCUUUACUUCUUUUUUUCUUUUCUUCUGCAACUCUUGUUAGCAGAUGAAAACAGCAUCUGGAUAUUUGUCGACCAAAAUGAUGCCAAUUUGUAAAUUAAAAUGUCACCUAGUGGCCCUUUUUCUUAUGUGUUUUUUGUAUAAGAAAUUUUCUGUGAAAUAUCCUUCCAUUGUUUAAGCUUUUGUUUUGGUCAUCUUUAUUUAGUUUGCAUGAAGUUGAAAAUUAAGGCAUUUUUUAAAAUUUUACUUCAUGCCCAUUUUGUGGCUGGGAUGGGGGGAGGAGGCAAAUUCAAUUUGAACAUAUACUUGUAAAUUCUAAUGCAAAAUUAUACAAUUUUUCCUGUAAACAAUACCCAUUUUUAAUUAGGGAGCAUUUUCUUUCUAGCCUGUAUUUCAGUCUAGAAGAAAAGAUAAUGAGUAAAACAAAUUGCAUUGUUAAAAGGAUUAUAGUGCUGCAUUGUCUGGAGUUAGCACCUCUUGGACUGAAUCGUUUGUCUAGACUACAUGUAUUACAAGUCUGUAUGGCAAGUUUGCAGCAAGAUCAUGUGCAUAUCAUCCCAUUGUAAAGCAACUUCAAAAAAUAUGGGAACACAGUUAGUUAUUUUUACACAGUUCUUUUUGUUUUUGUGUGUGUGUGCUGUCGCUUGUCGACAACAGCUUUUUGUUUUCCUCAAUGAGGAGUGUUGCUCAUUUGUGAGCCUUCAUUAACUCGAAGUGAAAUGGUUAAAAAUAUUUAUCCUGUUAGAAUAGGCUGCAUCUUUUUAACAACUCAUUAAAAAACAAACAAAACAAAACUCUGGCUUUUGAGAUGACUUAUACUAAUUUACAUUGUUUACCAAGCUGUAGUGCUUUAAGAACACUACUUAAAAAGCAAAAUAAACUUGGUUUACAUUUA